Molecule: messenger RNA, 1323 nt
Organism: Echinops telfairi (small Madagascar hedgehog)
Lineage: Eukaryota; Metazoa; Chordata; Mammalia; Afrosoricida; Tenrecidae
Product: transmembrane protease serine 11E
Exons: 10
Coding region: 1-1323 (440 amino acids)
Biological process (GO): proteolysis
Cellular component (GO): extracellular region; plasma membrane
Molecular function (GO): serine-type endopeptidase activity
Source: RefSeq, a predicted model, not a curated record
AUGCAGGAAGCAAGAAACAGGCUUCAGUUUUUGGACCUCAUAGCCACAUUUGCACAUAAGAGGCCAGCUGCGGUGAGGGGCAGGAAAAGAACGUGUUUGGAGCCCUGGGUUAUUGGUCUCAUCACCUUUAUAUCGUUGCUGGUCUUAGCAGUGUGCAUCGGACUCACUGUGCAUUAUGUGAGAUACAAUAAUAGGAAGACCUAUAAUUACUAUAGCACAUUGUCAUUCACAAGUGACAAAUUGUAUGAUGAAUUUGGAAAAGAGGCUUCCAAAAAUUUCACAGAAAUGAGUCAGAAAAUUGAAUCAAUGGUGAAAAAUGCAUUUCUUAAGUCUCAACUAAAGGAAGAAUUUGUCAAGUCUCAAGUUAUCAAAUACAGUCAAGGGUAUCAUGGAGUGUUAGCUCAUAUGCUGCUAAUAUUUAAAUUUCGCUCUACUGAGGAUCUUCGAAAUAUAAAUAAAAGUAUCCAACGUGUUCUACAGGAGAAGUUGCAAUAUGCUACAGGGCCCCCUAAGUUAGAUCCCGAAUCAGUAGAAAUUACAAAACUCAACAAGACAGAAACAGAUAACUAUCUGAACAGUUGCUGUGGAACUCGAAGGAGCAAAUCUACCGGGCAGGGUCUCAGGAUUGUUGGUGGCACAGAGGUAGAAGAAGGGGAAUGGCCAUGGCAAGCUAGCCUGCGGUGGGAUGGAGUCCACCGCUGUGGGGCCACGUUAAUUAACAGCACGUGGCUUGUGAGCGCGGCUCACUGCUUUAAGACGUAUAAGGAUCCCAGCAGGUGGACGGCUUCCUUUGGAGUGACACUGACGCCUUCUAAACGGAAGUAUGGCUUCCGGAGGAUAAUUGUCCACGAGCAGUACAACUCCCCGGCUCAUGACUACGACAUCGCAGUCGCAGAACUUGCUCGGCCCGUGCCUUACACAAAUGCCGUCCAUAGAAUUUGCCUUCCUGAUGCUUCUCACGAGUUCCACCCCGGGGAACAAAUGUAUGUGACAGGCUUUGGAGCACUGCACAAUGAUGGAAGCAGUCAAAAUCAACUUCGUCAAGUACAGGUGGAUCUCAUAGACACUAGAAUAUGCAAUGAACCUCGAGCUUACAAUGGUGCCAUAACUCCCAGAAUGCUAUGCGCCGGCUCCUUGAAAGGAAAUAAAGAUGCAUGCCAGGGUGACUCCGGAGGACCACUGUCCAGCCCAAAUGCUAGGGACAUCUGGUAUCUUGCUGGCAUAGUAAGCUGGGGAGAUGAAUGUGGGGAACCAAAUAAGCCCGGGGUUUAUACCCGAGUGACCGCCUUCCGUGACUGGAUCGCCUCUAAAACUGGUAUCUGA